UAUCUUUUUACAAGAGUAGCGUUACUGUCUCUUUUUACUGGACUAUGGCAGCGCACACAGUCUUUCAUUCCGAUAGUCGUGUAUCAAAUAUUUCUACAAAGCAAAAACGCUUGGCGCAUAUGUUUCUUAGUCCAUUUAGGCGUUUCAAUCACAAUGGCAAGAAACGUCCGGAUAAACAUUUGCCUUCUGCUGAACUGGUAGGUAGAUGCAGGGUUGAAUUAAACACAAAUGGUGGUCUUGAAAUCCUCACAGAUGCCGCAUGCUCCAAUUCAGGUUAGUACUUUACAUUAUACCUCGACUCUUAAGUUUAAUUUUAUCAGCUUACUCAAGUUUCGCAACAUUUAGUCUUUUUGUUUUAGUUCAAAAGAGCUCACUCCUAGUUGAUGGUAAGUAUGCAUAGAAAUUCAUUACUUUGUAUGUUAACUUCUUGCCUCAUCACAAGCAUCAACAAAUUACAUGAAUCGCACUGUGUUCACUGCUUUAAGCAGGUUUCUUAAUUCUCAAGAACUAAAUCAUACUAUUGUUUAAAGAAUCAUGUUCUCUUGAAAGCAACUAUCAACCAGAAAAAUGCCCUAUUCCAAUAGUUCAUCUUGAACCACAUGUUAGUCCUUGUUAUUCUACUUCUGUAACUCAAUCCCACUUCACCGAAGCCGAUAAUCCUACGAGUGAAUUGAAUACUUAUGUCGGAGAGCAGACUACUGAAUUAGCUUCGAGUAUCAAGCAACACUUAAUGACUCAAUCAUCUCAACCUCUUAAAAAGUUAAAUAGAAUAAAAAAAUAUAUAACAAGUCACCAAGUAACUUAUCCUCAAUUGACACCGGUUAGCCGAAAUGUUUUAACUCGGAUUUCUGAAAUAUCUAAUCAAACAAAUAUCGAUAAGUCCAAAAUAAAUGAAGUUUGUUACAAUAAGAGAAAUGUAAAGACUUCGUCCCCCGGUUGCAAUGUGAUGGUUGUGCCCAUAUCUAAAUCAGAUUUGUAUUUGGUAGGACGUCUUGUGAACGGUGAGACAUAUUCUAAGUCUGUAUUUUCAUCAGAUUCUACGGACAAUCUCCAUUGCGACUCAGCAGCUUCGAAUCUUUACGUUUCCUCCAAUAAUAUGAAACAUUCUCCAAACUCAAUGUUGUGUAUGUACAAAUCUCCUAGUAAAUGCUCAAAAAACUCACAAUCCUUCAUGCAUUCUUUUCAAAAGGAUGAUAAAUUCCCAAAACCUUCUGAAAAUUCUACCACUGAAACGUGCGCGACUCUGAUUGAUCGUAAUAAAGUGGCUGAAUGUGAAACUGAUGCUAUUUGUUCUUCGGAUUCGGUUAAAUUUAUUACAUUCAAUCCUUCACCAAUCUUGUCAACUUCAAAAAUUACUCAUUUAUCAUCGUCAUCACCAAGUCCAACCAACGAUACGAAAGCGGCUGAGACCGUACCUACUAUUAGUCAGACAUUGAAAUACUCACAUUUAUCUAACCGUGCUUAUCCUUUUGGCAAAGAUUGUCGUUUUGUUUUUUACAAUUCUGAUAGUGAUGAAGAAGAUGCUUACAAUUUAUCUGCACCUAGCCAAACUCUCACUUCACUUAUCAAGGCUCGUCAAGCGCAUAAAGAUAUGUGGACAAAACGAGCUGAUCGCAUCAAUCGCUUUUUAGCCUGUAGACCUUGUCGUGAAGACCUGAUAUCUAAAAAUAUAAUUCCCAGUACCACUUUAGAAGCACGUACUGAACUGCGGAUUGAUAUUGAAGCGUCACUUGAGCGUCGACUUAAUCAACGUCCUACAACUGAUGAAUUGAAACAGAAAAAUAUCCUUCAUGUGGACACCGAAGAGGUGCGUAAUAAGAUUAAAGAAGAACGAAAGCAAAUUUUAACUCGCAAGCUAUCAUUUCGACCAACUGUUGAAGAGCUGCGUCGACGUAAAAUUAUUCGUUUUAACGAUUAUGUUGAAGUUAGUGAAGCGGAUGCCUAUGAUCGUCGAGCUGAUAAACCAUGGACUCGUCUAACUCUACGUGAUAAAGCUGAUAUUAGAAAAGAAUUAAACGAAUUCAAAGCAACUGAAAUGGAUGUUCAUGCUGAGAGUCGACAUCACACUCGAUAUCACAAACCAUAGAUGCCUAUCUUCCGCAUCCUGCAAAAUAAUUCAGCGACUGCCGUUCACUUCGUUAUAGAAACUGUACGUUUGUAGUUAUUUUUUAAACAUAAAUCUAGAUUACUUCUAAAAACAACCUGACCAAACAAUUGUACAUAGUGUCAAAAAUGAAAUUUUAUAUUGACUUUCCUAAUUUUAUGGCUCACUUUAUUAUUGAUUAUUGUAUAGUUUAACUCUUUCCUUUCACUGUGAUUAUAACAAUUGGUUGCAAAUACAAAAACUUGACCA
Messenger RNA from Schistosoma margrebowiei, 2353 nucleotides. Lineage: Eukaryota; Metazoa; Platyhelminthes; Trematoda; Strigeidida; Schistosomatidae. The record is from the annotation of a GenBank genome assembly.